UCUUGUGGUUCAUAUGAAUAAAAUAAUGGAUACUAUUGAAGGUAGAAAUAUGAAGAAGAAAGUAGAAGCUGAAGCAAAAGUUGUAUCAACGUCAUGGCAAGAAAAGAAAGAACUUGUGGAAAAAGAAGAGAAUGUCCUAAGAAAGGAUAUAGAAGACCUUGAGACAUGGGUUGAUUUAAUAGAGAGCAUGAACGAUAAGCAGCUAAAGGGUUAUCUAGAAAGUAAUCCUGACGAUUCAAAAAUGACAAGGGAUCAAAAGAUGAAGAAUAAAGUUCAAAGCACCAGCAAGUCGAAAUCUUCAAUAUCUUCUAAUGGGAUAAUGGCUUCAGUUUGGAGGUUCGAUAAGAAAUAGUGAUGUAUUAAUAUUUAUUAGAUGAAGUUAAUUUCACUGUGUUUAAUUUCUUCCUUGUAUUUAUGUCAUAAACAAAAUAUCAACAGUCUAAUUAAGUCAUAACUAAGUAAUAUAAAUGUUAGAGAAAAUUACAUUUA
Messenger RNA from Cicer arietinum (chickpea), 489 nucleotides. RefSeq lists its product as uncharacterized. The record is from RefSeq and is a predicted model, not a curated record. Lineage: Eukaryota; Viridiplantae; Streptophyta; Magnoliopsida; Fabales; Fabaceae.